This is a messenger RNA of Exaiptasia diaphana, 956 nucleotides long. Its product is annotated as kinesin-like protein KIF2A. Gene Ontology annotation, biological process: microtubule-based movement. Gene Ontology annotation, molecular function: microtubule binding; microtubule motor activity; ATP binding. The record is from RefSeq and is a predicted model, not a curated record. Lineage: Eukaryota; Metazoa; Cnidaria; Anthozoa; Actiniaria; Aiptasiidae.
GAGUGUAUACGAGCGCUUGGUCGUAAAGGAGCUCAUUUACCGUUCCGUGCUAGUAAACUAACCCAGGUUCUAAGAGACUCCUUCAUUGGUGAGAAGUCUAAGACUUGUAUGAUUGCUAUGGUUUCUCCUGGCAUGAGUUGCUGUGAACACACCCUGAACACCCUACGAUAUGCAGACAGAGUUAAAGAGCUUGGUCCUGAGAGCAAGAGCCGUCGACCAGCGCCAGGUGACGCUGGUGAUUCAGUUCUAGAUGAAGGCAARAACGGCGCUCUUUCACCAAUGGGAGAUAAAAUAGUCAAUAACCAGGACUUAGCUAUGCUUUGUACUCAUAGCGGUUCUGGGGACCAGUCUCAAGAAUUAUACACAUUCCACGAGGCAGUCACGCAGUUAAACGACAUUGAAGAUAACCUAGUCGAUGAACACAAGAAUAGCAUCGAGGAAGCAAGAACGUUGCUUGAUGAAGAACAAAAACUUGUCGAAAGAAUAGACUCCGAUGUUGAUUACGAUGUCGAAGAAUACGUUAAGCGGUUGGAUGAAAUUCUAGCGCAAAAGAUCACGAAAUUUACAGAGUUACGAGAAAAAGUUUGCCAAUUCAGAAAACAGCUUGAAGAAGAAGAGAUGGCCAGUCGAAACAUCAGAAAACUCCCAGGCUAUUAAUGAUAAUCGAAAACAGAGAUUUCUUUUCUGUCUCUCAGUUGAACCCCCAGCUAAACUUUGCUCUCUUAAAACGUCUACUCGUGCUAGACRAUAACGGACAUUGUAUGGCGCGCUCGAAAAGAACAUAUAGCGAGCGCUCGUUUAGUUUAAAACAUCCCAAUGUGUAUGCAAAGAUCUGAGUUUUAUUAUUGAAGGGAAGUGUGUAUAACUACUGUACAGGACAAACAAGUGCAUGGAUAUUUAUUGAGUAAUAAGCAUUAUCUAUAGAGUGAAUACAUUAAACCCGCGAAAAAACUACA